Messenger RNA from Ostertagia ostertagi, 438 nucleotides. The record is from the annotation of a GenBank genome assembly. Lineage: Eukaryota; Metazoa; Nematoda; Chromadorea; Rhabditida; Trichostrongylidae.
AUGCCAAACGAUGAUAUUACUCACCCUAUUCCCGAUCUUACUGGUUACAUUACUGAAGGCCAAAUUUAUGUCGACCGUCAGCUGCACAACAGACAGAUUUACCCACCAAUCAAUGUGCUUCCGUCACUUUCUCGUUUGAUGAAAUCUGCUAUUGGUGAAGGAAUGACUCGUGAAGACCAUUCUGAUGUUUCCAAUCAGUUAUAUGCUUGUUAUGCAAUUGGCAAAGACGUUCAAGCUAUGAAGGCUGUAGUAGGAGAGGAAGCUUUAUCUUCCGAUGAUCUUUUGUACCUUGAAUUCUUAGUGAAAUUCGAAAAGAACUUCAUUACUCAAGGAAACUAUGAGAAUCGAACUGUUUUCGAAUCGCUUGAUAUUGGAUGGCAACUUCUUCGUAUUUUCCCCAGGAGAAAUGUUGAAGCGAAUUCCAGAAAGCACUCUUGA